Mytilinidion resinicola is the source of this 1451-nucleotide messenger RNA. Its product is annotated as pyridoxal phosphate-dependent enzyme, beta subunit. Lineage: Eukaryota; Fungi; Ascomycota; Dothideomycetes; Mytilinidiales; Mytilinidiaceae. The coding region runs from base 257 to 1237 and encodes 326 amino acids. Gene Ontology annotation, cellular component: cytoplasm. The record is from RefSeq and is a predicted model, not a curated record. Gene Ontology annotation, molecular function: cysteine synthase activity. The transcript has a single exon.
CCAAAAAAAAAGCAGCGUCACUCGCCACAGCUUUCUGUCUCACAGCGAUGAAUAGGACAGUAGUUCGCCGGCUGGUGGCGACGGCAUGGCGAGCCUCUGAGGGUUUCUCAAGGGCUAGGCACAACCAGCAUGGCAUUGAGAUCUCCAAAGUGCAGGGAAUUGCGAAUCGCGGACUCCUUGAUGGUAGUCAUUGACUAUACCAACAUUCUUAGAGCGCACCUGGCUGACAGAACCGGUAGCAAUUGGCAAGACACCCAUGAUCAAGCUUAAGAAGCUCUCAGAAGAGACCGGAUGCGAAGUUCUAGGCAAAGCAGAGUUCCAGAACCCGGGAGGAUCCGUGAAAGACCGCGCCGCCCUAUACGUCGUUGAAGAAGCCGAAGAUAAAGGGCUGCUGAAACCUGGCGGCACUGUGGUCGAAGGCACAGCGGGAAACACUGGAAUUGGUCUUGCCCAUGUGUGCCGGUCUAAAGGCUACAAAUUGGUCAUCUACAUGCCGAACACUCAGUCGCAAGGGAAGAUUGAUCUGCUUAGACUUCUAGGCGCAGAAGUCUAUCCUGUCCCGGCUGUCGCUUUCGAAAAUCCCGAGAACUACAAUCACCAGGCGAAGAGACAUGCCGAGAGUAUCGAUAAUGCAGUGUGGACGAACCAAUUCGAUAAUAUCGCGAAUCGCCAGGCACAUAUUGAGACCACAGGCCCCGAGAUAUGGUACCAAACAGGCGGAAAGAUCGAUGCGUUCACUUGCGCCACUGGAACUGGAGGCUCACUUGCAGGCGUCACUCGUUAUCUGAAAGAGAAGUCGGAUGGCAGAGUCAAGUCCUUCUUGGCGGACCCCCCAGGCUCGGUCCUACACUCGUACAUCUCCAGUGGAGGCAAACUAGUUGACAGAACAGGAUCUUCAAUUACGGAAGGCAUCGGCCAGGGUCGCGUUACAGACAACCUCAAGCCUGAUAUUGACCUCUUGGACGGUUCUUUGCAUAUUGCAGACGAGAAAACUAUCGAAAUGGUCUACAGAUGCUUAGAUGAGGAGGGCCUUUAUCUUGGAGCAAGCUCGUGUCUGAACGUGGUGGCUGCAAAAGAAGUUGCGGAGAAACUAGGCCCAGGCCACACUGUAGUGACCUUACUUUGCGACGGCGCGUAUCGUUAUGCGGAAAGGCUCUUCUCUAGGAAAUGGUUAGAAGAGAAGAAGCUCAUUGGAUCGAUACCUAAGCACCUCGAAAAAUACAUUGUCCUACCUUAGAUAGAAGGGUAACAAUUCAAGAUCAAUUUCACACUAGGACGCAAAUUGGAAAACAACGAGCCCACGGGAAAGAUGAAGGCAUCUAGUAUUGAUAGAAGUAUUCGUGGUUACCAAUUUGCAGAACACUAGUAUUCAUUCAAUCUCUAUAUCAACCAAUAAUUGACCUUGCGGUUGUUAGCACGGACCCACGGUUCACGUUGGUCGGCAGGCACCA